Hibiscus syriacus is the source of this 522-nucleotide messenger RNA. RefSeq names its product PE-PGRS family protein PE_PGRS33-like. Bases 24 to 356 code for a protein of 110 amino acids. The transcript has a single exon. The record is from RefSeq and is a predicted model, not a curated record. NCBI's taxonomy places the organism in Eukaryota, Viridiplantae, Streptophyta, Magnoliopsida, Malvales, Malvaceae.
GUAUCCAAUAUAGCAACAGAGAUAUGGCGAAGUAUUGCAAUGUUGUGCUUGUUCUUGCUCUAGCAGUGGUGGUGGUUCAAGCCACUUCAAGGAAUGUGCCUAAAGAUGCUGCUGGUCUCGAUGACCAAAAGAACUUCCUCACAUAUGGUGGUGUUGGCGGCUACUCCGGCAUUGGAGCAGAUGGCAUGCCGAUUGGUGGUGUUGGGAGUGCUGGAGGUACGACUGGCCUUGACGGUACAGGUGGGACUGGCGGCAUAUCAGGCGUUGGGUUUGGAAAUGGUGAUGACUCCGGCGCCGGUGGCGGAGUUGUAGGUGGUACUGGUGGAAGUGCGCCCGGUGUCAUCCAUUUUCCUUGAACUUUGCUGGGGUUUUAAAUUUUGAAGUUUCUAGUUUAAGUAAUAUUAUUGUUGCUCUAGAGCUUGUGGCGUGUUUAAGAUGGUAGUAAUGUUUGUUGGGUGUUAAGAUGUUGUCGUGUGUUAUAUCCUUUAUUUUCUUAUUUAGCAUCAUGUCUUUUGUUUUGUA